GAGGAAAGGGGGGGAGGAAAAAAAAAAGCCAACAACUUAGCGGAAACUUCUCAGAGAAUGCUCCAAAACUCAGCAGUGAUUCUGGUGCUGGUCAUCAGUGCUGCUGCCACGCACGAGGCGGAACAGAAUGACUCUGUGAGCCCCAGAAAAUCCCGGGUGGCGGCUCAAAAUUCAGCUGAAGUGGUUCGCUGCCUCAACAGCGCCCUGCAGGUUGGCUGUGGGGCUUUUGCAUGCCUGGAAAACUCCACAUGUGACACAGACGGGAUGUACGACAUUUGUAAAUCCUUCUUGUACAGUGCUGCUAAAUUUGACACUCAGGGAAAAGCAUUUGUCAAAGAGAGCUUAAAAUGCAUCGCCAAUGGGAUCACCUCCAAGGUUUUCCUUGCCAUUCGGAGGUGUUCUACCUUCCAGAGGAUGAUCGCGGAGGUGCAGGAGGAGUGUUACAGCAAGCUGAAUGUCUGCAGCAUCGCCAAGCGCAACCCGGAAGCCAUCACUGAAGUCAUACAGCUGCCCAAUCACUUCUCCAACAGAUACUACAACAGACUUGUCCGAAGCCUUCUGGAAUGUGAUGAAGACACAGUCCGCACAAUCAGAGACAGCCUAAUGGAGAAAAUUGGGCCCAACAUGGCCAGCCUCUUCCACAUCCUGCAGACGGACCACUGUGCCCAGACACACCCCAGAGCUGACUUCAACAGGAGGCGCACAAAUGAGCCACAGAAGCUGAAAGUCCUCCUCAGGAACCUCCGAGGUGAGGGGGACUCUCCCUCCCACACCAAACGUACCUCCCAUGAGAGUGCGUAACCAGGGAGAGGUAUUCGCAGCCUCAACAAACUCAUAGCAUUUUAGGGGUGUUGACACACCAACUUUGAGUGUACUGUGCCUGGUUUGAUUUUUUUUUUAAGUAAGCCCUAUUUUCUAUCCCCCCCUUGAAGAAAAUUGCAUGAAACUAGGCUUCCGUAAUCAAUAUCCCAACAUUCUGCAACGACAGCAUUCUUACAACAGAAUACAUGUGAUCAUUCAUCCUCUCCUUGAGAGAAUGUAGCCUCUUUCAUCCCCUCUCUCUAUGAAUUCUUUUCCCAGAUCCCUAUCAAUGCUUCUCAAACACAAAACGUUCAUGUAACUGCCCAGUCAUUGUAAUCUGAAGAUGUAGAGCCCUUUAGAAUGGUCACCCAGUAGAGUUAGCUGAUACAAAACAACUUUAUUUAAAUGCAUGUCUUAAAUGCUCAUAAAUAUGUUCAAUGGAAUUCGUGUUAUGAAUCUGUGCUGGCCAUGGACGAAUAUGAAUGUCAUGUUUGAAUUCUUGAUCUCUAACGACUCUUAUGGUCUCUAUCCUCCAAUGUCUAAUUUCCUUUCUGACAUAUUGACCAAAUUGCUCAAGCCUGGAUCUCCAGCCAGACUUUGAGCCAGCAUCUUCUUGCAUCUAAUGAAAAACAAAAAGCUAACAUCUUUAUGUACUGUAACUGCUCAGAGCUUUAAAAGUAUCUUUAACAAUUGUCUUAAAAACAGAGAAUCUUAAGGUCUAACUGUGGAAUAUAAAUAGCUGAAAACUAUUGUACUGUACAUAAAUUCCAGAGGACUCUGCUUAACAAAGCAGUCUAUAAUAACUUUAUUGCAUAUAGAUUUAGUUUUGUACCUUAGCUUUAUUUUCCUUUUCCUGGGAAUGAAAUAACUAUCUCACUUCCAGAUAUCCGCGUUCAUGCUCCUUGUGGCCUUUUUUAUAACUAAGGGGGUAGAAGUAGUUUUAACUCAACAUCAGAACUUAAGAUGGGCCUAUACGAGACAGGAAAACCCAACAGGUUAUCUGAAGGACCCCAGGGAAAAUGUUCAUCUCCUAGCCCACCUCAACCCAGAGGCUACAUUUGACUUAGGUGUAUCCUGAAACAACUCUGUCACAUCCAACUGGGAAUUACAGGAAUCAAAAAGAUCAUCGCUUUGGGCUUGGACACCGAGUGUGACAAGGCCUAACAUCCCCUUGGAAGUGGCAGUUCUUAGCUCAUCACCUUCCAUCAGUGCCUGGCACUCAGGUAAAUGAUGGUGUUGGAGAUUCUUCCACUAAGCCAAUCAGGAAUGAGUCAAUCAGCCUUUGGGUCUUUAGUCUGGGGAACUUGGGCUU
Peromyscus eremicus (cactus mouse) is the source of this 2113-nucleotide messenger RNA. It is a transcript of the gene Stc1, whose product is annotated as stanniocalcin 1. The transcript has 4 exons. Lineage: Eukaryota; Metazoa; Chordata; Mammalia; Rodentia; Cricetidae. The coding region runs from base 58 to 801 and encodes 247 amino acids. The record is from RefSeq and is a predicted model, not a curated record. Gene Ontology annotation, biological process: intracellular calcium ion homeostasis. Gene Ontology annotation, cellular component: extracellular region. Gene Ontology annotation, molecular function: hormone activity.